Messenger RNA from Scophthalmus maximus (turbot), 2399 nucleotides. RefSeq names its product phosphatidylinositol-4,5-bisphosphate 4-phosphatase 2 (gene pip4p2). Gene Ontology annotation, molecular function: phosphatidylinositol-4,5-bisphosphate 4-phosphatase activity. The transcript has 7 exons. Lineage: Eukaryota; Metazoa; Chordata; Actinopteri; Pleuronectiformes; Scophthalmidae. The record is from RefSeq and is a predicted model, not a curated record. Gene Ontology annotation, biological process: phosphatidylinositol dephosphorylation. Gene Ontology annotation, cellular component: phagocytic vesicle membrane; lysosomal membrane; late endosome membrane. The coding region runs from base 54 to 1019 and encodes 321 amino acids.
GUGUGUGUGUGUGUGCAGUGUUAUCUCCAUAUCACGGUACAUGAGCACCGCCUAUGCCCCGGGCCAUGCCAGGGAGGGGCGGGGCGACAGCGGCACAUAGCUCCUCCCCCUCCAGUCUGCAGUCGCCGGGGCUGCCGGACCGGAGCAGCUCGGCACCGCCACACCGCCGCUGGUCGCUCGUCCGCGCUGAGCGAGGACUCGGUGCCGCCAGGAGCCUCCCCGCCCCGCCGCCGCCGCCGCCGCCUCGUCUCGGGUCCGCGGUGAACGUCAUGGCCUCCGACGGCAUGGACGAGCGCUCCCCGCUGCUGUCGGCGCCCACCUCGGGGAAUGUGACCCCCACCGCGCCGCCGUACCUGCAGGAUUCGAGUUCCCGAGCCAUCGCCAGCCCCGACGCCGGCGGUGUACCUGUCAUCAACUGCCGCGUCUGCGAGUCGCUCAUCAACCUGGAUGGAAAGCUGCAUCAGCACGUGGUCAAGUGCACAGUCUGCAACGAAGCUUCACCCAUCAAGAACCCUCCAACAGGGAAGAAGUAUGUGAGGUGUCCCUGUAACUGCCUGCUCAUCUGCAAAGACACGUCCAGGAGGAUAGGAUGUCCUCGACCAAACUGCAGACGCAUUAUCAACCUGAGCCCGGUGAUGGUAAUCCCAGAGGAGCAACCCGCCCAGCCGGCGCUGCCCAUCCAGCCUCAGGGGAUGAGGGUGGUCUGCGGUCACUGUGGCAACACCUUCCUAUGGAUGGAGCUUCGGUUUAACACGCUUGCCAAAUGUCCCCACUGCAAAAAAAUAUCCUCCGUUGGCAGUGCGCUCCCUAGGAGGCGCUGUUGUGCUUAUAUAACCGUAGGAAUGAUCUGCAUUUUCAUUGGAGUAGGUUUAACAGUCGGUACUCGGGACUUUGCCAGUCGUUACAACGCCACCUACGUGUCCUGGGCUUUCGCCUACCUGCUGGGCCUCAUCUGUCUGAUACGAGCCUGCUACUGGGGAGCAAUCAAAGUGAGCUACCCGGAGAACAGCUUCGCCUAGGGGUUCGGCACGGCCCAGCUCGGCACGACUGGAAGAACAAACCCCAGUUUUGUUUUGUUUUCUUUCCCAGCUCAUUCAGUUCUGAAACCGGUCAUGUUCAGCAGAGUGGAACGCCUGCAGAGAGUGUUUAAGGUGUGUGUGUGUGUGUGUGUGUGUGUGUGUGUGUGUGUGUGUGUGUGUGUGUGUGUGUGUGUGUGUGUGUGUGUGUGUGUGUGUGUGUGUGUGUGUGUGUGUGUGUGUGUGUGUGUGUGUGUGUGUGUGUGUGUGUGUGUGUGUGUGUGUGUGUGUGAAGGGGUGAUAUGUUCUGUUGCGCUUGGGUCUGGAAUGUUUUCAACUCGCUGAACAAACCUACUGUACAUCGAUGAACCCUCCUACUGGUCCACAGACUCAAAUCCUGCCCUGGUUUUGCCAAAUUUUCUUGAUGAAUGCUAAAAAAUGAGUUGGCUUCUCUUCUGAUUUGAAAAUGAUGGUUUAUCAAACUGGCUGGAUUUGGGCAGCAGCCUGUCGGUACCCACUUUAUUUCUGUUGUUACCGACCAGACCAAAAGAAGACAACCUUUGCCCAUUGCACUAUGAUUAUAUGCAAUUGUAUGUGUUGUUUUGCUGCUAGUUAAACUCCAGCUACAGAAAGCUGCAUAUCCAUACUGUAUUGUAACCAUUGACCUUGCCUGUGUACACUGACAUAGUAUUACUGUAUGAUUUUAACUCUCGAAAUAAUCAAUUUAAAAAAAAAAAGAAAUCGCCCUUAAUACCUAUGCGUGCCAACUUCGCUGCCCAGUAUUAGUCAAGAAGAGCGUCUGAUCGACAUGAGCUUGUCUAUUUGUUUGUGCCAUGCAGCUUUUUACUCACUACAGCAAUAACCCUCUUACUUGAGUUAUUUUUAAACCUCCCCUGCUUCUUAAAUGCGGUUUCGUUGCCUUCUCACUGGUGGAAAAAAUGCGAGACUCUCGUUUGCAUGUUGACCUGCUUUAGUUUUUCAGUCACAGAGUUGAUAGGUUUUUUUUUGUACCAGUGAGGUAGCUGACGCGUACGGUGUUCCCGUCUUUUCUCUUUCUGCAUGUGCGUUAGAAUGUAAACCCUCCUCCUCCCCUCGCUUCCAUCGCCGCCCUCUGACCUCCGGUGAACUCUGUGCUAGCUAGCAUCGCUGUCCGUUAAACUCAGCAUCCUGUCUCUUGACCUUUACCGGUGGGCACAGUUCAAACUUCUAAACUUGUUUUGAAUGUGAUGAUGAUGAUGAUUAAGAAGAAAAUAAUAUAAAAAAAACAAACUCUUUGUACAUAGUAUUCAAAUUCAGGACUUUAAAAACUGUGUGAGGUUGAAGGAUAAGGUGGCUUGUGGGUCUUUUUAAAAAUGAUAAUUUAUCAAUAAAAUGUUAAAACUG